CACAGCUGCUAUUGAUCCCGUCACCCUCACGGAGUUGCACCUGGAGCAGAUCUUAGGGCAGGUGUGCACACCAGCCAUGAGGGAACAUGCAUCACUGGAAGAUGCUGAGUGGGUCUACAAUGAUCGCCUGCAUAAUGAUCGACGUCGGGAGAUAUUGGCAAAAUAUCCAGAGAUAAAAUCCUUGAUGAAACCAGACCCUAACCUGAUCUGGAUCGUAACCGUGAUAAUUCUUAUCCAGCUGGCUUCGAUUUACUUAGUCAAAGACUUGGAGUGGAAAUGGGUCAUAUUUUGUGCCUAUGUAUUUGGUGGCUCUAUUAACUACUCACUAAUUACAGGUUCUCAUGAGAUCUCUCAUAAUUUCCCCUUUGGCCACCGCAAAGCACUGUGGAACCGCUGGUUUGGAAUAUUUGCUAACCUCCCGGUUGGGAUUCCAUACUCGAUUUCCUUUAAGAGAUACCACAUGGAUCACCAUCGAUUCCUUGGAGUUGAUGGUGUCGACAUGGGUGUUCCUCACGAUCUCGAGGGCUGGUUCUUCCACACCACUUACAGGAAACUUGUCUGGAUUGCUUUUCAACCUCUCUUUAUUAUUUUUCGACUUCUAUUUAUCAACCGCAAACCGAUUUCUUAUCUGGAAAUCAUCAAUGCUGUGGUUCAGAUCACCUUUGACAUUAUAGUUUACUAUGUCUUUGGAAUUAAAUCUUUAGUCUACAUGCUGGUAGCCUCCAUGCUUGGUCUGGGUUUGCACCCAAUAUCUGGCAAUCUUAUAGGAGACCAUUACAUGUUCUUAAAAGAACAGGAAACAUUCUCCUAUUAUGGGCCUCUGAACUUACUCACCUUCAAUGUGGGCUAUCAUAACGAACACCAUGACUUCCCCAACAUUCCUGGAAAAGACCUGCCCUUGGUGAGGAAAAUAGCAGCUGAAUACUAUGACAAACUCCCCCAUCACAUCUCCUGGGUCAAAGUACUGUAUGAUUUUGUGAUGGAUAACACAAUAAGUUCCUAUUCACGGAUGAAGAGGCAUCCAAAAAGGAAAUAGCUUUUAGAGCAAGCACUGUCAGAGUCAAAGCAAAAGCUGCAAAGAUUUUUAAUUGCUGAUAAUGUGGAAUUUUUUUUUCCUUGUUAAAAUUAAGAGCUGUUAGAAGCCAUCUAGGAAAGGCUGUGGCAAGCAAGUGAGUUUUCUGGUGAUGAGCCACUGUUUUGCACGGCUGUAACAGAUGUACUCUGAGAUGCAGGGUCCUCAGCCACUUCAUCCCAGGAUUGCUUGUUGCUACCAAUAUGCCUUUCCUGCCACUCUUACAUAGCCUAAUGAUUCCUGGGCAUCUGCCAACUCUAUUGGGCAGAUUUCCUGCAGAAUCAAUAUGAAGAUGGUACUUUCAUGUAGUUAUGCUGUGUAGAUGAACUGAUGACUUCAUAUUUCUGUUUAUAGAACUCCUAAAUUGAUAUAAAUAAUAUCAAGCCCCCUACGGAACAAAUGCUGCAAAUAGAGCUAUGUAGACCUUCUUGUGUCACAGGCUAAUUGCAUUAGAGAAAGAAAACAGGCUCGGAACAGAUUCCUUCUAGGUCAGGAAUGAAGCCACUAUCUGGUAACUAAGGGUCAUAAACUGGGAAUGGGAAAUUGAUUGUAGGUGAAAGGACAAAACAUAAAUGAUGGACUGAUACCAGUCUUAUCUGAGAUUUCAGAAUAGUAAGACACAAGGCAGAUGAUUUGUCUCUUGACAAAUUCUGUGCUAACUUAUGACAUAAAAAUUAUUGUUUUAAACUUUUAAUGAGCUUAUGGAUCUAGCAAUAGAUAAUGAAUGUUUAGUCGGGUACUAGCCAAAUGGAAAGACAUGUCAUCGAUUCUGUUGUAAUUCCUUAAGCCUUAUUGCUCUGUGAACUUAUGGAAUGU
Molecule: messenger RNA, 1888 nt
Organism: Mus pahari (shrew mouse)
Lineage: Eukaryota; Metazoa; Chordata; Mammalia; Rodentia; Muridae
Product: sphingolipid delta(4)-desaturase DES1-like
Exons: 3
Coding region: 77-1036 (319 amino acids)
Biological process (GO): ceramide biosynthetic process
Cellular component (GO): membrane
Molecular function (GO): sphingolipid delta-4 desaturase activity
Source: RefSeq, a predicted model, not a curated record